This is a messenger RNA of Tremella mesenterica DSM 1558, 1876 nucleotides long. RefSeq lists its product as uncharacterized. The transcript has 2 exons. The record is from RefSeq and is a predicted model, not a curated record. NCBI's taxonomy places the organism in Eukaryota, Fungi, Basidiomycota, Tremellomycetes, Tremellales, Tremellaceae. Bases 226 to 1506 code for a protein of 426 amino acids.
UUUCGUUUUCCAACUCUUUCUUUCUCUCUUUCAAAAGGACAGGAAUCCUUCGACCGAAGAUAAUUCGGACUGAAAGACGUUUGUGGAUAGAUUGUGGAUCCUUUCAUCAUUGAUAUCUAGUUCGAACCGACAUUAUCUGCUUCUACCAAAGGGCGUGCGUGAGACAACCGGUGACAAACGUUUAUUCCUUUUUUUUGGGCGGACUCGGUAGAUAAAUAAAUCAUCAUGGCAGACGUUUCUCCUUCAGACACUAUCGCAUCUGUUGAUUCUUCACCUUCGGCAUCACCUUCACCUUCCUCUACACCUUCACCAUCUUCACCUUCAGCUCAAGAAUCUUCUUCCCCUACUUCUUCUCCUAGUCAACAAUCUCAAUCAACGGAUUCAUCUUCCAAUUCGGCAAGUCCUACAUCUUCACCUUCUUCUUCACCUACUUCUAGCGAUACUUCUUCCGAUACAUCUUCCACCUCUUCCAGUUCUGAUACAUCUUCUUCCGAUACUUCUACUUCAUCGUUCGCUUCUUCCACUUCAUCCAAUACCGAUUCGACUUCGUCUACUUCCGCUACCUCCGUAGCAUCGACAUCCGAUUCUAUCACUUCUUCCGCAGUCGCAUCAAGUGGUGUAUCUUCGAAUAGUGCUUCCCUUACAGACAUUGCAUUCGUAACUACCACGGAUAGUAAUGGUAGUACUUAUACCUACACUCAAACUGUUCAUGCGGCAGGUGGAUUAUCUUCCGGUGAUACCGGUUCGACAACUAGUUUCUUCGAUAAUAAAGGUGCUGUAGCAGGUACUUUUGUUGUCGUAGGAUUAGUUCUUACUUCCGCUUUAUUAGCAUUUAUCGUUUUCAUGUUACGUCGUCGUCGUCGUCAACGUUUAGAUAGAGAUGUAGCUGCUGCUGCUGCAGCUGCUUCAGCGGCAGCAAGAGGUGGUUUCGAUGAUGAAGAAGAUCAUCCAAUGUCACAAUAUGGAGGUUAUUACGCAGCUACUCCUGGAAUAGAUAUAAUGAAUCAACCUCAACCUCAAAUGUCUCAAUACGAUUAUGAAGAUCCUUCAGGUGGAUAUGAUACAUAUGCCACGGAUAUGAUACAACCUCCCAUGUCGGGAGUAGGGGAUAGAAUGUCGACGGCUACUGUUCCUGGUUUAGCAGGAUUUGGAGCUCAAAGCGCACAAAAGAAUUUCGUUAAUAAUUAUCAAGAAUUACAAGGCGGAAGAUCUGAUCUUUCUCUAUCCACAUCGAAAUCAACAUUGAACUCGCAGAGACAAUUGUUAUCUCGUUCUGGGUCUGGUUCUGGGGUAGGGGUAGGAUCUGGAACAGGAGCGGUAGCGGGAGUAGGACAAAGAGGAUAUUAUUUCGAUCCGAAGAACGCUUCUGCAUUUGCCGAAGAACCUUACGAAGGAUAUGAAGAAGGUCAAGAGGAAAUGUUACCUAGUAGACAUAUCAGAUCGGGAAGUGAAGGGAGUGUAGCAAAAGGACCAGAGGACAGGAGUCUCAAGGUUACGAAUGUCUAAUGGAUUCAUUCAUGAUUCCAGACUCGACGUGAAAUCAAGGGCGGGGUGGGGCAGGUCAUGAGAAUAACGAUGAUGGAAUGUGAGGGGUGAGGUAUCGAAGAAUAGAACGAAGGGGUAAUGCGGCGGUUUAUCGUGUUCGGUGAUAUGAGGAGUGUAGAAGGGAAACCUGGAUUGGGUUAGAGGAUGGGUGAUUGGCAAUCCUGACGUGUAAUUAAUUUUCCCCGCCAAAACUCGGGUGCCACGCCCGGCGUUAUGCGAACUCUUAUGGACACCGACUGUACAAAGGGUGUAUGUAAAUGGAGGAAUACCUUGUCAGGUCCAGUGAUUUAUAUAUUUUGCUUCCCGGAUGCAAAUGAAUGUUGGUUUUUAG